AUGGUCGUGCUGGCCAUCAUCCCAGUUUUCACUGGCUUUCUUGGGGUUUGGCAGCUGCGCAGAUUGAAGUGGAAAGUCGAAUUGAUCGAGGAGCUGGAAGACAAGCUCAAGAAACAGCCAGUCAAUCUGCCCAAGGAGCUGAGCUCGGAGCUGCUAGAGUCUUUGACUUUUAGGCUCGUGAAUAUCUCGGGCACUUUUGAUUACUCCAGGGCGAUCUUUCUGGGCCCGAGGGUCAGAGAAGGCCAGGUCGGGUGCAACAUCAUUGUUCCAUUUGCUCGCUCGGGUGGAGGCGGUGAAGUGCUGGUGAAUCGAGGUUUUGUUUCCGACAGAGAGAUCGAGGGCAAAGGUAUCUCAAGGAGACUCAAGGAUGCAGCUACAGUAAGUCAAUACGACGUGCUGAGGUGGCGGAAAUGCAGCGCAAAGGACUGAUGUGAAUGUAUGCGCCUCAGCGGGAGACCAAGGCAACCAUCACGGCCAUGUAUCCGCGCAUAUACCCACCCAACUUCUUCACUCCAGAGAACGAUGGUCCAAAGGGAGCUUGGUAUCAUGGAGACCCCAAGGCAAUGGCAGAUUGGUUGUCUGGUCCUGCCGGAGCGCUUCCGCCUGCGGGUCAGGCGGACACAUUCGCAGCCGAGUCAGAGGACCUGUACACUCCGAGUGCAGGCGUUACAGAAAGCGUCAAGGGCUUGCUAGGUUUGGGUCCAAAAGGAGAGUCUCGCGUAUUGCCAGCGCUUUUCGACGAGAUUUUCAGUGAGUACAUUCGACUUCGUCGUUGAUCAAGACGUGUUCAUUGAAGGAACCGUCUGCCCAUCAACCGCAGCUGGCGAUGCGACCCAGGCUGGGCUCCGAUUGAUGCAAGGUCUGCCAGUAGGCCGCGCUCCAAGUAUCGAGUUGCGCAAUCAACAUGCGGUUUACGCAGGCACCUGGUAAGUUGAAACGUGCCGCUUUUGACGACUCAAGACCUGGAACACUGACUUGUUCAAAACGGCUGCUUGUCCAAAGGUUCUCAUUGUCUGCUGCCACCACAAUCAUGUUUGCAGUGCUGGUCAGAAGGGGGCGCUAA
Molecule: messenger RNA, 1063 nt
Organism: Ceraceosorus bombacis
Lineage: Eukaryota; Fungi; Basidiomycota; Exobasidiomycetes; Ceraceosorales; Ceraceosoraceae
Source: the annotation of a GenBank genome assembly